AUGGCGAUCGGCACCGACGACCUGGAGGAGGCGCCGCCGCUCCUGCUCCUCGACGACGACGAGGCCGCCUACCCGCGCCCCCGCCGCGUCGCGCUCUUCGUCGAGCCGUCGCCAUUCGCCUACAUCUCUGGGUACAAGAAUCGGUUCCAGAACUUCAUCAAGCAUCUGCGCGAAAUGGGCGACGAGGUCAUUGUUGUGACCAACCAUGAGGGGGUUCCACAGGAGUUCCACGGUGCUAAGGUUAUUGGUUCAUGGAGCUUUCCAUGUCCACUCUAUGGAAAGGUUCCUCUCUCACUGGCACUCAGCCCUAGGAUCAUCUCAGAGGUUGCAAAGUUCAAGCCUGACAUCAUUCAUGCGUCCUCACCUGGAAUCAUGGUUUUUGGAGCCCUUGCGAUUGCUAAACUGCUCAGUGUCCCCCUGGUGAUGUCCUACCACACCCAUGUCCCAGUAUACAUUCCAAGAUAUACAUUUAGCUGGCUCGUCGAACCAAUGUGGCAAGUCAUCCGGUUCCUCCACAGAGCUGCUGACCUAACUUUGGUACCAUCUGUUGCUAUCAUCAAGGAUUUUGAAACUGCCCAUGUCAUUUCAGCUAACCGGAUACGCCUUUGGAACAAAGGCGUCGAUUCUGCCAGCUUCCAUCCCAGGUUCCGCAGCCAUGAGAUGCGCGUGAGGCUAAGUGACAGUGAGCCAGAUAAACCAUUGAUAAUUCACGUCGGGCGCUUUGGGCGCGAGAAGAAUUUGGACUUUCUGAAAAUGGUAAUGGAUCGGUUGCCUGGAGUAAGAAUUGCAUUCGUCGGAGAUGGACCGUAUAGGACUGAGUUGGAGAAGAUGUUCGAGGGAAUGCCGGCGGUGUUCACCGGGAUGAUGCAAGGGGAGGAGCUCUCGCAGGCGUACGCGAGCGGCGACGUCUUCGUGAUGCCCUCGGAGUCGGAGACGCUCGGCCAAGUAGUCCUGGAGUCCAUGUCGUCCGGGGUGCCCGUGGUGGCGGUCCGCGCCGGCGGGAUCCCCGACAUAAUCCCGGGGGACGCGGAGGGGAGGACCAGCUUCCUCUUCGCCCCGGGGGACCUCGACGACUGUGUCGGCAAGAUUAGGUUACUACUGACGGACGACGAGUUCAGGGGCGACAUGGGGAGGACCGCCAGGGCGGAGAUGGAGAAGCGUGAUUGGAGGGCCGCCUCCAAGACGAUCCGCAACGAGUUCUACAGCUCGGCAAUCGACUACUGGCGGAAGAAGCAGGCGGACAUUGUUCAGCCGCUGCAAUGGCUGGCGCAAAUGUUCAUGCCGGCGCCGAACCGGGUCAUCGGCGGCGGCAUCAAGCAGUAG
Molecule: messenger RNA, 1323 nt
Organism: Triticum turgidum subsp. durum (durum wheat)
Lineage: Eukaryota; Viridiplantae; Streptophyta; Magnoliopsida; Poales; Poaceae
Source: the annotation of a GenBank genome assembly